Molecule: messenger RNA, 924 nt
Organism: Dacryopinax primogenitus
Lineage: Eukaryota; Fungi; Basidiomycota; Dacrymycetes; Dacrymycetales; Dacrymycetaceae
Exons: 4
Coding region: 1-924 (307 amino acids)
Source: RefSeq, a predicted model, not a curated record
AUGAGCAUCCCCGGCAAAAGAUUCAAGGUCUGUACCUUGUCCGCGAGCGAUCCUCUCUAUUGUGAGGCGCAGCACCUCAUUCGCCGGCAUAUUGGGAACGAGGGAAUCGCAGAUAUCUUGUUACGAAACUUGCCAGAGCCACUCGAGUUCAAUUCCCCACGGGUUAACGGAGUGGAUGAUCCGCGGAAUGGGGUUUUGAUGAGGCUGGGCCUACACCGCCGGUACGAUGUGGGCGCACUCGCUAUGAUGGUGACUCCAUACUGCGUCCUCGACACCAAUGACAUUGUUGCCCCGGCGUCUAGAAUCUUGAAGCCAGGAACGGCAUACCCCGCGCACGCGCGCUAUACUGGCCAAUGGUUCAAUAUGGCGACAUUCCAGGAGGAUGCUGUCCAUGGCAUCCCUGACAACAAAAAUCCGGACGAAGUCCUCGGACUGUCGGGGAGUGUUGAACCACAACCGUCACCUGUAUCUCCCUCCCCUCCCCCCUCUAACUCCAGCCAAUCGGAUGCCUCCCCCACUUCGCCCAACUCUCAUGUCGAGCUCACCAGCGAUUUUACGGAUGACGCAAGUGAUGAUGGACACAGCCCGAUUGAUCCCGUAACCCCACCAUCCGCACACUUGGUGUUGUACCAUUGGAUCUGCGCCUUCACGAUUGCGUUCAGUCACAAUCCGCCCCAGCUGACGCGUUGUCCCUCGAAACGAAGACCAGAAAAGGAUAUCUAUAAACCCCUGCCCUCCAUCCAGGCCAACGACGAACAAUCCGAAGACGAAUUCGAUACCCCAGACGACGACGACAAAUCAUUGUCUCCAGACGUCUAUCGCAAGAACAUUUACCCCGUGAUCGUGGCGCUUUGGGCUGGUGUGAAGCGGGCAGAACGGCACUCUGCUACCGCACCCUGGGCAAAUCAGGUUUCCUUCCCAUAG